CUGAUUGGUCGACGGGGGAGGGACCGCCUCUACUGUUACAUUAAAUGAGUCCACGUGCUGCACGACGCAGGAGUUGGAGCCUCGCGGUGAACACGUGCGGGGGAAAAAAAGAGAAGGCGGAUAUAAAAGAAGGGGGCAGAGUCCCGACAUGACAGACUGAGAGAAGAGAAGAAGCAGCAGAAAGAGAAGACAGACGUGAAACCCUCGUGUCUCCUGAAAGGCUCAAACAGCACGCGGAGGACACAGAGCCUCACCUCCAGCGCGAAUCAUUGAAAUGGACCUUCAUGACAAAGAAAUUCUCCCUGGAGACAUCUUGCCUGUGGUGAUCAUUGGUAAUGGCCCCUCAGGCAUCUGCCUGUCCUACCUGUUAUCAGGUUACACCCCUUACCUGUCACCUGAGGCAUCACACCCAAAUCCCCUGCUGCACAGCAAGCUGGCAGAGCAGCCUCACCUGUCGCUGCUGGAGCAGGACUUGGAGUACCUGUGCGAGGGGCUGGAAGGGCGGUCGUCCAACCCCGUAGCGGUGCUCUUUGAUUCAUUGUUGCUGCCAGACAGCGACUUCGGAUUCGACCACACCUCUCCGCUGGAAUGGCGAUACGAGCCAGAGCGUGCCAUUCCCCACCUGGUGCUGGGGAAGGGUCCACCUGGAGGAGCCUGGCAUGCAAUGGAGGGCUCCAUGCUGACGCUGAGCCUGGCUAACUGGAUGGAGCUUCCCGGGCUGAAGCUGAAGGACUGGAUGAGAGACAAACGCAGAAAUGUGCGAAAUGACCGUGCCACACCAGCAGAGAUCGCCUCCUACUACCAGCACUACGUUUCCCAGAUGUCCCUGGAGCAGAACUUUGCCUGUGGGACUUUAGUCACCUCUGUGACCAGGCAGCCUAGCAGCCAGGAGGGGUCGCCGCCCUGCUGGAGAGUGACAGGACUGCAGCGGAGAGAGGGGGAAGCGCUUGGAGAUGGUUCCACGCUUUCAGAGGAGGUGCCUUUCUCCGUGUUAGCACGCAAUGUGGUGUUGGCGACGGGCACGCAUGACAUCCCGGCCAGACUCGGUGUACAGGGCGAGUCCCUGCCCUUCGUGUGCCACUCAUUCUGGGAUCUAGAGGCAGCCAUCUCUCGCGGUGAGCUCGACCAGUCGUCAGACCCCGUUCUGGUGGUGGGGGCAGGGCUUACGGCAGCCGACGCAGUACUUGCCACCCACCAUCUCAACACCCCUGUCUACCACGCCUUCAGACGCUCAGUCACCGACCCAGAGCUCAUCUUCAACCAGCUGCCUAAACUGCUCUACCCAGAGUACCACAAGGUUCACCAGAUGAUGACUCAACAGCAGCAUCAACACAAUAAUUCACAACAGGACCAUACGCAGAAUCUUCAUCGUUCCACCCCUUCUUCUUCCUCCUCCCUCCCCCGGUACCCGGGUUACCUGAGCUUCCCGCACCACAGGGUUGUCGAGUUCAGACCUGACCGAAAGUGCGUUCUAGAGUCAGACGCUGGCCAGCGGACGGUGGUUCAGGUCUCUAAGGCUCUGGUUCUGAUUGGCGCCCACCCCAACCUUUCCUUUCUAGACAAUAACGGGCGCUCGCUUGGCAUGAACCCUGAGGAGCCCAUCUCAUGCCGGAGGAACCCAAUUGAGGUGGACCCGUUUACAAACAGGGUGAUUGCUGCGAACGGGCCGGGCAUGUACGCCAUGGGGCCGCUAGUGGGCGAGAACUUUGUCAGGUUCCUAAAAGGAGGAGCGCUGGCUAUCGCGAGUGACCUCGCCAAGAGACAGAAGGAAGAGGCAGAAAGAGGAGAAGGCGAGAUAAGCAUAGACAGACUAAUGGACAAAUGUGUGGACAGACAGGUGACCACUCGAGCAGAACCAGAGGUUUACCUUGUGGAUGUGUAACAGAUUUCCUGGGAUUUUUUUUUAUUUUAUUUUUUUUUUCAACUGAAGAAAACCAACCAAAUCCCCACAAAUCUGUGAUGUUACUGAGAGGGAUCCACACUCAAAUGCCAUAGGUCAGGUCAUUGUCGCCCAUUAGUUGCCCAUGAAAAGGGGAAUAAGUGAGCUCUGACUGCACUUGCACUGGUUUGGAGACAUCUGAUUUUCUUAGGUAAAGAAAAGCCUCCAGAUGUGAGGCAGUUAGAACAGCUGCGCUGUUUCCACCAGAGUCAGAUGGCAUUUGUAAGUAGGUGAGAUGGAGAGAUGAGGCAAAGGAUGCAGUGGAGGACAGACAAGGGGUCUGUUUGUGUUGUCCCCAUCAAAUCGUAUAGGUAGAUAUCACUACGUCAACAUAAAUUUUAUUUAUAAAUUGCAAACCUUUUUACAUUUAGUUAAAAAAGAGGAACCAGUAAAAUGUUUUCUGAGCACCACCUAGUGGUCAAAUCAUACAAAUGUUCUCCACUAGCUCCUUUAAAUUAGGCCCAUUCUAUUAAUUUCAUCUCCAUAUUCAUUAUUGGAUUUAUUUGCAUAUGCUCUUAUUACAUGAAACGCCCGUUUCAGGACACCUGCCGGCCGGAUACCAGGAGCAUAAUUCCAUAUUGAAGUUUACACCCUACCUUGAUUAUUUUGUUUUAGUAAUUGUAAUUCAGUAUAACCACUAACGCAUAACCAGUCAUUACCUUUCCAUGUCUACGAGGACAGACACAAACUGAAAUGAAGAAGCAGAAAGACGGACCUGAGCGAGGCAGAGAGUUCAGUAAAGAGUGACUGAGGACAAACUUGAGUGACGUGAUCCUGACAGCUCGAGUUUCGCAACACUCUGAGAGCCUUAUUCACUACAGUAACCACCUGAUUAAACUUUAAUCAGCCAGCAGCACCAUAUGUGACCAAACCGACAUGUCGUCUCAUCCUCAGCCUUUUCUACAAUGAGGAUAAUGAACAUGUUUCUAUAGCUAAUAAUUUAUUCUGUUAUUGCCACAGUCCUAUUUAAUUUUGUAACACUAACAAAAUUGUUUGUAUAUUGAGUUUUGCUGUUUUCUGAACCCGCCAAUCUCUUGUUUUUCUAUGUAAAGCUGUAACUGUACCCAUCUGUGUAUCUUUUUACAUCCUAAAGUAUAAAAAUAUUUUCUACUUUAUACAAAAACAGAACAACUCAGAAUAUUUUUGUAAUUGCUGUCGGUGAUGACAUUUAAUCUGAAGCUUUCACAACAUCAGAUUUUGGCUUCAAUGUGAAUGAGAACUGUUUUAAGCCCUAUUUGCAUUGGAGUAGUACAACAGUGAAUGCCAUUUACACAUUACUCUACCAACAUGUGGAUUUCUUCAGUGCACUUUUAAAAUGUUUUCACCACAAAUGUAAAAGUCUGAUUUGCUUAAUCAGGAUGCAACAGCUUUCCUGUACAUUUUUGUUAAUACAUUUUCUACAGACAUUUUUUUUUAUUUUCAGUAUUACUUCCACUGCAAAUAAGGUUUAAUGUAAUGAUAUUGUAGUUUAUGUACAUAUAGAUGGCCAGUAAUUACCAUGUCUUCCUCACAUUGACUGUUCAAAAGAAAUUGUCCAUGCGUCAAAAAGCUAAUUAUAUGCAGUAAAGAUUUAUUUUUUUUAUACUAA
Oreochromis aureus is the source of this 3527-nucleotide messenger RNA. It is a transcript of the gene osgn1, whose product is annotated as oxidative stress induced growth inhibitor 1. The record is from RefSeq and is a predicted model, not a curated record. Bases 275 to 1882 code for a protein of 535 amino acids. The transcript has 8 exons. Lineage: Eukaryota; Metazoa; Chordata; Actinopteri; Cichliformes; Cichlidae.